Molecule: messenger RNA, 1794 nt
Organism: Plenodomus lingam JN3
Lineage: Eukaryota; Fungi; Ascomycota; Dothideomycetes; Pleosporales; Leptosphaeriaceae
Biological process (GO): transmembrane transport
Cellular component (GO): plasma membrane
Molecular function (GO): transmembrane transporter activity
Source: RefSeq, a predicted model, not a curated record
AUGAGCGAAGCACUCCAAACUGACGCCGUUCGACCGGCGGAAGGGUUUGGUCGUCCUUCCAAGGAGAUCGACGUCGAGAAGAGUGGUCUCACUCCUAGGACGGACGCUCGUGAUUCCCACAGUGACAGUGAUGCGAAGUCUGUCGAAUCAGAACAGUUCCAGAAUGGCGUGCAACGCGUGCGUGCCAUUACUGAAAUCUGGACCAAGAAGACACUUGUCUCCAUGUUCAUCUUUCUUUAUCUGAUCGAAUUCGUCGCAUUCUUACAAAAUUCCAUUGAUGCUGCGCUUAACCCCUUCAUCACAUCGAGCUUCGACAGGCAUGGUCUGCUCAAUGUUGGAUCCGUCAUGUCUACUGCACUGGCUGGCUGCAUUCCUCUCGCAACAUCCAAGGUCAUUGAUGUGUGGGGUCGUGUCGAAGGUUUCUUCGCUAUGCUCGUCAUUGUGGUCGUUGGCAUGCUGUUGAAAGCCGUUUGCAAGAACAUGGAAACCUACAUAGCUGGUCACGUCUUAUACUGGGCUGGCCAUAUCGGUGUCCUGUACGUCACAGAUGUCAUGGCUGCCGAUAUCACAACGUUGAAGAACCGCAUGAUCAUCUUUACCAUCAACGGCACUCCCCGCAUUGCCAGUACAUUUGCUGGUCCAGCCAUUGGAGAGCUUUUCUGGGCGAGUCCAAACUGGCGUUGGGCAUUUGGUGCCUUCAUCAUCAUCUUCAUAGGUUGCAGUCUGCCCGCCAUGGGCAUCAUGGUAUACAUGUAUCGACAGGCCAAGGCUGCUGGCAUGAUCAACAAGGUCAGAUCAAAUCGGACAAUCCUACAGUCUCUUUGGUACUACUACAUUCAGUUUGAUUUCACUGGCAUUAUCUUGGUGAUGGCGUCUUUCUGUCUCUUCCUUCUCCCAUUUACACUACAGAUAUAUGCCCCCAACGGCUGGAAGACAGACUACAUCAUUGCCAUGAUUGUUGUGGGUAUUUUGCUUUUCCCCGCAUUCGUUUUUUACGAGGCAAAGGUCGCUCCCGUCCAGUUUCUGCCAUGGAAAUACCUCAAGGACCGCACCAUUGUCGGUUCCUGUAUGCUCUAUGGCAUCAUGUUCCUGUCCAUCUUCAUCUGGAACACAUACUUCUACUCGUACAUCCUGGUCGUACACCGCCAAGAAAUCACCCAUGCCGGUUACAUUGUCAACUCUUUCUCCCUGGCCUCGUCCACCUUCAGCCCCUUGGUCGCGUGGGUCAUCAGUUACACCGGUAACUUCAAGUGGACGGCGUACAGCGGAGUCCCCAUCGUCAUCCUCGGCACCGCCCUGCUCAUUCCCUUCCGAACACCCUCCACCAGCCCCGGUGUCCUCGCCUUGAGCCAAGUCAUCGUUGGUAUCGGCACCGGUGUCUUCGCCACUUGUGCUCAACUUGCCGUCAUGGUCCCCGUCACACACCAAGAAAUUGCCGCCAUCACCGCGCUAUGGGGUCUUUUCGGUUCAUUCGGCUCAUCCAUUGGCAGCGCCAUCGCCGGCGCCAUGUGGAACAACCUGCUCCCGCGCGAACUGUCCCGUCGUCUCCCCGAAGCCAGCAAGGCAAACGCUACCAUGAUCUUUGGUGACAUUGAGACACAAAUUGCCUUUUUGGAUGGCACACCCGAGCGCGAAGCUGUUGUUGGUGCGUACAGUUAUAUCAUGCGUAAUAUGGUUAUUGCCGGUGUGGCGCUGGUUCCAGUCUGCCUGGCGAGUAUCUUCAUAUGGAAGAACAUCAACGUUAGGAAGUUGGAGGAAGAGAAGGGUAAGCAGACGAAGGGCAAUGUCUUCUAA